Prinia subflava (tawny-flanked prinia) is the source of this 1843-nucleotide messenger RNA. Its product is annotated as ectonucleoside triphosphate diphosphohydrolase 8-like. Gene Ontology annotation, molecular function: hydrolase activity. The record is from RefSeq and is a predicted model, not a curated record. NCBI's taxonomy places the organism in Eukaryota, Metazoa, Chordata, Aves, Passeriformes, Cisticolidae. Gene Ontology annotation, cellular component: plasma membrane. Bases 163 to 1668 code for a protein of 501 amino acids. The transcript is spliced from 10 exons.
CCUGCGGCACAAACACCGUGAGGAGCCGAGCCUGCCCUGUUACCCUGUUUCACCCUGCUGCUCUGCAGAAGCCUCACUAUCCUGCUGCAGGCAGAGCCAGGCUGGCAUCGGGGCUCGGCACAGAAACAGGAAGGACCUGGAAGACCUCUCCAAAGGCCGGCGAUGUCGCCGCGCCUGCUCAGGGCGGUGGGCUGGGGCUCGGCGGCCGUGCUGGGACUGCUGACGGUGGCCGUCUUCGUCCUGGUCCUGAUCCCGGCAAAGGAUGCUGUCCUUCCUACCAGGAUCAAAUACGGUCUGGUGUUUGAUGCUGGCUCCACACACACGGCCCUCUACAUCUACCGGUGGCCUGCAGACAAGGAGAAUGGCACUGGCAUCGUGUCCCAGGUGGAGGCCUGCUCUGUGUCCGGACCCGGCAUCUCCAGCUACGCAGAGGAGCCCACAGGGGCUGGCGCCAGCCUAAAGCCUUGCCUGGACAAGGCCAUGAAGAUCGUCCCGGCCGAGCAGCAGCGGGACACCCCCACGUACCUGGGGGCCACGGCCGGCAUGCGGCUGCUGAGGGAGGAGAACAGCACCAAGGCCGAGCAGGUCCUGGCCGAGGUGUCCAAGGCCAUUGGGGAGUACCCUGUGGAUUUCCGCGGAGCUCGGAUCCUGACGGGGAGCGAGGAGGGCUCCUUGGGCUGGAUCACUGUCAACUACCUGCUGGAGACACUGGUCAAGUUCUCAUUUGCAGAGAGAUGGGAACAUCCCCAGGACACGGAGGUUCUGGGAGCUCUGGACCUUGGCGGUGCCUCGACGCAGAUCACCUUCCAGCCCGGGGUCCCCAUGCAGGACAGGAACACAUCUGUGUUCUUCCGGCUGUACGGCACCAACUACUCCCUGUACAGCCACAGCUACCUGUGCUACGGGCAGACCCAGGCCCUGAAGAUGCUGCUGGCAGCUCUGCACCAGGCCAGCUCGAGUGCCCGGAUCUCCCACCCCUGCUACCCGCGGGGGUACCAGGAGAACCUCACCGUGGCAGAGCUCUACGACAGCCCCUGUGUGCGGGCGCCAAGCUCAGCCAGCCCUGGCCUUGUCCUCAGGGUGACGGGGACAGGGGACCCAGGCGCGUGUGGCACGGCUGUGCAGAGACUCUUCAACUUCAGCUGCGGGGCGCAGUGGCCGUGCGCGUUCAAUGGGGUCUAUCAGCCGCCUGUGCGGGGACAGUUCUUCGCCUUCUCGGGAUUUUAUUACAGCCUUCACUUUCUGAACCUGACUGAAGGGCAGUCCCUGAGCUUGGUUAAUGCAACCAUCAGGGAGAUCUGCAACAGCAGCUGGAAACAGGUGCAGGAGUUGUUCCCCACGGCAAGCAGGACCCAGCUCCGUGACGCCUGCGCAGCCGGCUCGUACACACUCACCCUCCUCCUGCAAGGCUACAAAUUCAACAACACAACAUGGCCUAACAUCCACUUUGUCCAGCAGGUUGCUAACAUAGAUGUGGGCUGGACUCUGGGCUACAUGCUCAAUCUCACCAACAUGAUCCCCUCAGAACCUCCUGCCGCAACCACAGAGCUCCCGAGAAGCAUCUGGAUAGCAGCCACAGUUCUGCUGGCCAUCAUGCUAAUCCUCACCUUCUGCCUGCUCACAGCCACGUGCUGCCAGAGAGACUCCUCGGGCUAUGAGCACCUGUAGAAGUGCUGCCUCCAGAGGCUGCCAAGGCCACUGAGUCCUGCUGCCACACUUCUGCAAGGAGCUGCUUCCUGGGAAUCACUCCUGUGUGCCCAGAGGGCACAGACUUGUCCUGGGGGGCUCAGAGUCCUGGCCUGGUGAGCUGGAACUGGCACAGCUGUAAAACACCCUCCUCACA